Messenger RNA from Strongylus vulgaris, 180 nucleotides. The record is from the annotation of a GenBank genome assembly. NCBI's taxonomy places the organism in Eukaryota, Metazoa, Nematoda, Chromadorea, Rhabditida, Strongylidae.
GUACAUGCCGGUGAAUGUGUAGUAGUUGAAGAUCGAAUAGGUGACGAUUGGCUAAUUGGACAUGUGAUUACCGAAAAUGGAGAAGACUACAAAACCGGUAGAUUCCCAACGUCAUAUGUGGCAUUCUAGCCAAAGUUUAAGUCCAAAGUCUUGUAUUCAUCUGUUAAAUGCCCAAUAAUA